Apus apus (common swift) is the source of this 2157-nucleotide messenger RNA. It is a transcript of the gene REM1, whose product is annotated as RRAD and GEM like GTPase 1. The transcript has 4 exons. NCBI's taxonomy places the organism in Eukaryota, Metazoa, Chordata, Aves, Apodiformes, Apodidae. The coding region runs from base 23 to 1054 and encodes 343 amino acids. Gene Ontology annotation, cellular component: plasma membrane. Gene Ontology annotation, molecular function: GTP binding; calcium channel regulator activity; GTPase activity. Gene Ontology annotation, biological process: negative regulation of high voltage-gated calcium channel activity. The record is from RefSeq and is a predicted model, not a curated record.
CGAGCCUGGCCCGAGGAAAGUUAUGCCCGAGCUACCGCCGCCUCGGAGGGACACCGGGACCAACAGUGGGACUGGAAGCGGAACCAGGGCCAGAAGUGGCACCGGGACUGACACCAGUAGCGGCACGGGGAGCCGAAGUCCCUCGGGGCGGCCUCUCCCAGCCCCGCUGCUCUCGGUGCCGCGGAUGACCCUGAACGAGAAGACCCCGCUGCGGAGGAGGGCCAGCACCCCUCUGCCCCAGCCGGGGGUGCCGGGGACCACCCCGCAGGGCCAGCCCGGCCACCCUCAGCUUGGCUACUCCGCGUCCGAGCCGGGCAGCAGGGCUGAGGCCCCCCGGGACAGCUGGUCCUCCGAGUCCUCGGGCUCCUCCAGUUCCUGGGAGUCCCGGUACUGCGUGGUGCUGCUGGGCGACCCCGGCGUGGGCAAGACCAGCUUGGUCAACGUCUUCGCCGGCAUCCAGGAGCGAGACCUGCUGGAGCAGCACGGAGAGGCUGCGUACGAGCGCACACUGACCGUGGAUGGCGAGGAGACCACGCUGCUGGUGAUGGACUGCUGGGCACCCGAGCAGCGGGGUGAGGGGAGCUGGCGCCGCAACCAGUGCCUGCAGGUGGGGAACGCCUACGUCCUGGUCUACUCCAUCACCGACCGGGGCAGCUUCGAGAGCGCCUCAGAGCUGCGCAUCCAGCUGCGCCGCGCGCGGCAGGCUGAGGACAUCCCCAUCAUCCUGGUGGGGAACAAAACCGACCUGGUGCGGUGCCGAGAGGUCUCUGUGGAAGAGGGCCGUGCCUGUGCCGCUGUGUUCGACUGCAAGUUCAUCGAGACGUCGGCAGCUCUGCAGCACAACGUGGCCGAGCUGUUCGAGGGGGUGGUGCGGCAGAUCCGCCUGCGCCGCGGGGGAAGGGAGCCCCACGCGCGCCCCGUGCCCGGCCACAAGCGCAAGGAAAGCCUCACCAAGAGAGCCCGGCACUUCCUCGACAGGCUGGCGGCCAGGAACAGCAGCAAAGUGGCCCUCAAAGUCCGCUCCAAGUCCUGCCAUGACCUAUCCGUGCUCUGAGAGCCUCUGCCUUCUCCCCUUCCCUCCGCACACAGCCUGGGACUCUCCUCUCUGCCAGUAGCGUGGCCAGUGGCUUCAUGGAGAGCACAGACAGGGCCGGAUUGAUGCUGAGGACAUGGAGCCAUUCUAACGGGUGCUGAAGGAUGCCCAGGGUGCUCUGGAUCCAGCCACUUCCCCUACAGGAUGGGGGGACAAGUGGGUCCCCUGGGCUGCACCCGUGGAGCAGAGGGUGGGGCAGGCACCUGCUCUUGGUGGGAUCUUGGAUGCUUCUGGGGAGCUGAAGGUGAGGGGUGGCCAUGUCCUGGUGCAGGAGCUGGGAGCACGGCCAGUCCCACUCAUGGUGCCCGGCAGGGACCAUCAAGGGCACCAUUGCGGUGUCCAGCUCAGGGACACCCUGGAGCCUGGCCAGGGAGAGGAGCCAGGGGAGCACUGGCAGCAUUGCCUUAUCCCCCCCUGGCCUCUCUGUGCCAGGGCUUUGUACCACAUCUGCCUGGCACCAGUGCUUCUCAGACUGAGGUUUUUCUGCUGUCCCUGCACUGGUGCCAUGGGGAAACCCUCCACCUGCAGAAUAAACCACCUCAGGGAGGUGCUGGUCCCUGCUCUGCCGUGGGGAGCCACUCAAGCCCAAUUCCUUGCUCAUGGCUGCAGCGGAAGACCUGCUCCAGCUCCAUCUUCCAAAAUAUCUCUGGGCUGGGAGCGCGUUCAUCCACCUUUGACAGAAGUUUCUGUUCCUAAAUCAGCUGUAACAGCAUCAUCCCCGGUGAUAGCAGAAGACCCCGACAUUCCCUGCGCCUCCCGGCUCCCGGUUGGCUCCGGAAAAGCCUCUGGAAAGGUCGAAGCUCUGCUGAAAUGCACGUCUCAGGCCCCGAGCACCGUGGGAGCCGCAGGGAGCUGGGCGCUGGGUGGCUCCCGGUGCCCGGGAAGGGGCAGGGAGGCAGGAGCUGAGCAGCGCGGCACAGCCGGGAAGGGACGUGCUUGGCUGCAGCUCAGGGAGUGACCCCGGGCAGCCGGGGAGGCGACGCUGGAGCCGCGGGGGCUCUGCCGGUUGUUUUUAGGCUGCGCUGCCGGCGAGCAGCUGGGAUGCUGCGGUGUAACCGGCUCAG